Messenger RNA from Paecilomyces variotii, 1575 nucleotides. RefSeq names its product xylose isomerase-like protein. Lineage: Eukaryota; Fungi; Ascomycota; Eurotiomycetes; Eurotiales; Thermoascaceae. The record is from RefSeq and is a predicted model, not a curated record. The transcript has a single exon. The coding region runs from base 424 to 1446 and encodes 340 amino acids.
GACGCAAAAAAAGUUGUAACCCGAAGGUCAAUGUUCGGUACCACGGCUAUUGUAUCAGCCUAUCACGUGGAGCACUAGUAGUGCUCAGAGAUAGGAAUCAGUAAGAUUUCUACUGACCGCGCAGCAAAGGUAUACAGAGCAGAUAAUAAGUGGUAAUAUAGCCACUAUGGGGUUGGCUAUUUCAACCAUAAGUACACUAUGUGGAGCGUAUACGUAGAUAACGGUUAAAAAUACCACCGAUACCGACUAAGGGGGAUCCUUAGGCGGUGACAAGUGAAACGAGACAGUAGUAGAAAAGUGAUAAUAUAGGUAAUAAUUCCACAUUAUCCCGGCAAUUGAUUUAAGAGUAUAUUGGAUUUCGUGUUCUAUUAUUCGCGCACUGCCUAUAUUUGACCCUCAAAUUUACAGAUAAGCAUAUCUGAUAUGGAGUGCAUACCUGCGAUAUCCUCCAUGUCCUUAGGCCGCGCGGCCGUCCAUGAACUUCCUGAAAAGCUCUCACAAGCAGCUAGAGCUGGUUUCAAAGGCGUUGAAAUCUUUUACGAAGACUUAGAAUAUGUCGCCAGCGCCCAUGGCGCUAUAACCCUUGGCAGCCUCUAUGAGGCAGCCCAAGAAACAAGGCGAUUAUGCGACGCGAACAACCUUAAAAUCAUCAGUUUGCAGCCAUUCAUGUUUUAUGAGGGUCUAACAAACCGAGAAGAGCACAAGGAGAAAAUUGAGACUCUGAAGAUAUGGCUGCAGCUCGCAAAACUAUUGGGAACCGACCUCAUCCUAAUUCCAUCGAACUUCGCGACUGAAAACGUUUCUGGUGAUAUGAAUUUGAUUGUACAAGAUAUGACCGAAGUCGCUGAACUUGGUUUACGAGAAAACCCUCCAAUUCGAUUUGUGUAUGAGGGCUUGGCCUGGGGGACAUACAUUGACACAUGGGAACGUGCGUGGGAGGUUGUCCAACGGGUCGAUCGCCCAAAUUUCGGUGCUUGUCUGGAUACUUUCAACAUCGUCGGGAGAGUCUGGGCGGAUCCAGCUAGUCCAACGGGAAAAACUCCAAAUGCAGAUGAGGACUUGAGAAUCUCAUUAGAGAGACUGAGGAGAACCAUGGACAUAAAGAAGGUUUUCCUGAUGCAGCUAGUCGACGGGGAAAGAAUGCGGUCUCCUUUACUCGAGGGUCACCCAUUUUAUGUCAAAGGGCAACCUUCCAGAAUGUCCUGGAGCCGGAAUGCACGGCUAUUUCCCUAUGAACAGGACAGAGGUGGCUAUCUCCCAGUUAUACACGUGGCUCGAGUGAUAUUGAAGGAUCUCGGAUAUCGAGGUUGGGUAUCAAUGGAACUCUUCUCGCGCACGAUGUGGGAUCCUCAGGCUACUGUGCCUUCUGAACAUGCACAAAGAGGAAUCAACGCUUGGAAUAAGCUUCAAACGGAACUGGGACUGGCCAAAAGAGGAAUGCUUUGACUUUUGUCACAUUGUAGGAUUUUUAGCAGUUAUAAAGGUCUAAUGCGGGUAUCAUAGCUUUUGUUGGGUAAACGGAAAGGUGAAAGGAUUAGUGUCGAUGUCGUUGGUGAGAAAUCCAAGAUUCUGUGC